ACUGCCGAUCAGCAAUAAAAGACGGAACAGUACACCAAACCUGCCUUCUUCCCCUCCAUCUUCCGCGCGCCCUAUAGGCACAUAGCUAACCACCCUCGUCCACCACUCGUUUCCCACUCACCUUCGUUCACCCUCGCCAUGCAACUCACCCUCCUCGCCACCGCUCUGUCCAUCGCCUCGGCCGCGCUCGCGGUCCCCUCGCCUCGCGGCACGUGCGACAACGGCUCGGCGUGCUACUCCGCCACGCACGGCUUCGAGUACAAUGACAAGGAGCAGUACCAGCGCAACCUCAUGGACGCGUGCACCGCGGACGAGUCCGUCACCGAGUGCGGCGACCUCUGGGGCAGCGCCGCCUGCGUUGCGGCCGCGAUCAGCUUCAGCAAGAUCUGGCCGGGCACCGUGCAAGGCCUCGCUGCGUGCAAGAACAACGAGAUCGCCUGCCAGGCUGACCAGUUGGACUUGGAUGAGAGUAUCUUCUCGGACAUCGUCGGCGGCGACGGUUCUGGUGCCAUGACACAGCAGAACUACAUCGACUUCAUUUACGGCACGCUCAGCGCCAUUGGGUCGACCGACUAUCCCAGCAGCCCUGAUAACCUGGUGGCGAAUGGCUGGCAGCCGCUUGUUGACUGGACGGCGACGGGAGACUCGAUCCCGUACUCCAACUUCAACGACUUCCUGCACUACGCGUAGAAGCCGGGACUAGCCUCGAUUCCAUUGGACUAUCCACGCACCGCGCUCCCUACUCAAGAUUCACCUACGGGAACAGACUUUAAUUACUUGGAUACCUUUUCUUGGCGUAGAUAUCGAUGUCGCAGAGCGUUUGUGGUUCUUGAGCCGAGACUGAGUUUGCAGUGGGCGCCUGGAGGUACGAGAUGCCCGUGGCUGCCCACUUCGGGUGCCCAGGCUGGACAUCUGGCACGAGGGCGACGUGCAUUGAGCUC
Messenger RNA from Schizophyllum commune H4-8, 941 nucleotides. RefSeq lists its product as uncharacterized. The record is from RefSeq and is a predicted model, not a curated record. Bases 139 to 690 code for a protein of 183 amino acids. Lineage: Eukaryota; Fungi; Basidiomycota; Agaricomycetes; Agaricales; Schizophyllaceae. The transcript has 4 exons.